UACUGAAAACAGCAAGAGUUUCACAUCCUCUACCUGUAGGUGAGUAUCUGCGCAUGCUUCAGCUCUUGUUGUGUUGGGUGUGUGUAACACCAUAAAUACCCCAGUCAGGUGCAAAGAGCCUUUUAUGCAAGUAUCCUUGUGUGGGGGGGGACUAAAAGAUGAAGGUCUUACUGUACGUGUGUUUUAUCUUGUUUGUUACUGAUGAAGCAACCGGACAGACAACAAACCCUGCCUGUGAUAAAGUUAAUGACUUUGACCAAUGUUUGGAUAAUGGGGGGCUCUGUGAUGAGAAAAUGAGCAGAUGUACCUGUUUCGAAGGACAACCAUUCUGUCGGUGCAACAGUCAAAAGGGUGAGUUUUACACUGAUGAAAACUGCACUCAAAGAUGGACAGUAGUGACCUUUGCCCUGGUGGCAUCUCUGCCUGGUCUUACACUCGCUGUGCUGGUGGGGGUGAUCGUUUACGUGAUAAUGUUACCAUCAGACAAGAGCCACACAGGUGAAGGAAAGACGACACCCAAGACAUCCUCUAAAGAGCAGGGCAUGGUCCCUGGAAUUGCUUUUUCUUCUGAUAUUAAUGGUCGUCCUCCCCCAAACAUGAGACCUGUGCAAGAAAAUCAUGUUCUGAAAGCCAUGCCCAACCGCCUGUAUAGUUCAUCCAGCGGUGUGCAUCCAUCUGUUAACAGCAUGACUGAUGGACGGCACCGUGAGCCGAACAGUGUGUACACUGGCAUGCGUGACCCUCCUAUGGGAGGUCCUGUGCAGCCUUACAGCAAUGGCGCAGUUCGGGGUCAGAUUGUUAGCAACCCUUAUGCUAGAGAUUCACCCAGCCGAAACCCCUAUAAAGAACACAGCCCUUCUGCAGACCACCACAGUGAUUACAGACCACAUGCCCCUUCACACACAUAUGAAGACCUGAAACCGAACCAGCCCUAUUCUCCUGCUCCACUCUUUGCUUCCUCUGAGCAUGGAAACCUCCACAAUGGAUUUCCACGACCCCAGUUAAAUCUACAAUACUAGAACCCUUUUCUUUUCAUUAUUAGAACGGAUCCAUUUUGUAAUUAUUUGAUGAGUUAAAAAUAUAUUUUGUUGCUUAUUUAAUUAUUGCCUCAUGAUUAAAAAAAACUAACGUAGUGUUGCUAAUUUGUGCUUACUUUAGUAUAAUACUGGUUUUUAUGUUUAUAUGUCCUGUAAUAUAAGUUUGAAAUAUACAUUUGGGCACAAAGUCAAAAAGUACUUUGGAAAAAGAAACCCUAGAUUUUCAUAUAAACUGAAAAUAUUUUUUGGAACUAAAAGAAGAAACAAAAGUUCUACAAUAAACACUUGACCAUGAUCUUAAAUAGGAAAGACAGGAUGAGGAAUUUACAGAUGUGCAAUUCACAAACAAGUGGCCUUUCACCAACAAAACAUGUUUAUUAUUUCCUUCUUUUAAAAAAAGGUCAUACUUUUGGUUGUCAUUUUGGAUCAUCAGAUUUUACACUUUUGAAGUCAAAAACAAGAGAACAUGCCAAAUAAUCAUAAAUUCAUGGUAAUUUUUUUAUUUAUUUAAAGUCUCUCCAUUAGUUAUGCU
Carassius carassius (crucian carp) is the source of this 1569-nucleotide messenger RNA. RefSeq lists its product as uncharacterized. Lineage: Eukaryota; Metazoa; Chordata; Actinopteri; Cypriniformes; Cyprinidae. The transcript has 9 exons. Bases 159 to 1019 code for a protein of 286 amino acids. The record is from RefSeq and is a predicted model, not a curated record.